UCCCGUAAGUCGGGCGGCCUCGUAGUUGCUGCAGCCGCCGCCGCCGCCGCCGCCACAUUCAACAGGCAGCAGCGCAGCGGGCGCGCCGCCGGGCAAAGCGAGCGGCCCGCGGCGUCCGUCCGUCCUUCCGUCCGCGGCCGUGUCAGCGGGAGCGCGGCGCAGGCUCUGCCCCGGCUCGGCGGCUCUGGCCCGCCGUCCAGUCCGUGAGGCGGACCCCGAGGAGCCUCGAUGUGGAUGGCCCCGCGAAGUUAAGUUCUGGGCUCGCGCUUGCACUCCGCCGCGCCUUCCUCCCAGUUUCCGUCCGCUCGCCGCACCGGCUUCGUCCCCCCAAAUCUCGGACCGUCUCUUCGCGCCCCCUCUCCCUCCGCCCCCAGUGCUGCGCUCUUCCCUUCUUGGCUCUCCCGCGGCUGGGGGAGGGGCGGGGGUCACCAUGGCCGAAGCGCCCCAGGUGGUGGAGAUCGACCCGGACUUCGAGCCGCUGCCCCGGCCGCGCUCGUGCACCUGGCCGCUGCCCAGGCCGGAGUUUAGCCAGUCCAAUUCGGCCACCUCCAGCCCGGCGCCGUCGGGCGGCGCGGCUGCCAACCCCGACGCCGCGGCGGGCCUGCCCUCAGCCUCGGCGGCCGCUGUCAGCGCUGACUUCAUGAGCAACCUGAGCCUGCUGGAGGAGAACGAGGACUUCCCGCAGGCGCCCGGCUCCGUGGCGGCGGCGGUGGCGGCGGCUGCCGUAGCCGCCGCCGGGGGACUGUGCGGGGACUUCCAGGGCCCAGAGGCGGGCUGCCUGCACCCAGCGCCGCCGCAGCCCCCGCCGCCCGGGCCGCUGCCGCAGCACCCACCGGUGCCCCCCGCCGCCGCCGGGCCGCUCGCGGGACAGCCGCGCAAGAGCAGCUCGUCCCGCCGCAACGCGUGGGGCAACCUGUCCUACGCCGAUCUCAUCACCAAGGCCAUCGAGAGUUCGGCGGAGAAGCGGCUGACGCUGUCGCAGAUCUACGAGUGGAUGGUCAAGAGCGUGCCCUACUUCAAGGAUAAAGGUGACAGCAACAGCUCCGCGGGUUGGAAGAAUUCAAUUCGUCAUAAUCUGUCCUUACACAGCAAGUUCAUUCGUGUGCAGAAUGAAGGAACUGGAAAAAGUUCUUGGUGGAUGCUCAAUCCAGAGGGCGGCAAGAGUGGGAAAUCUCCCAGGAGAAGAGCUGCAUCCAUGGACAACAACAGCAAAUUUGCUAAGAGCCGAAGCCGAGCUGCCAAGAAGAAAGCAUCCCUCCAGUCUGGCCAGGAGGGUGCUGGGGACAGCCCUGGAUCACAGUUUUCCAAAUGGCCUGCAAGCCCUGGCUCUCACAGCAACGAUGACUUUGAUAACUGGAGCACAUUUCGCCCUCGAACUAGCUCAAAUGCUAGUACUAUCAGUGGGAGACUCUCACCCAUUAUGACCGAACAGGAUGAUCUUGGAGAAGGGGAUGUGCAUUCAAUGGUAUACCCACCAUCUGCUGCAAAGAUGGCCUCUACUUUGCCCAGUCUGUCUGAGAUAAGCAGUCCCGAAAACAUGGAAAAUCUUUUGGAUAAUCUCAAUCUUCUCUCAUCACCAACAUCAUUAACUGUUUCGACCCAGUCCUCACCUGGCACUAUGAUGCAGCAGACACCAUGCUACUCAUUUGCACCACCAAACACCAGUCUGAAUUCGCCCAGCCCAAACUACCAAAAAUACACAUACGGCCAAUCCAGCAUGAGCCCUUUGCCUCAGAUGCCUAUGCAAACACUUCAGGACAGUAAAUCAAGUUAUGGAGGGAUGAAUCAGUAUAACUGUGCACCCGGACUCUUGAAGGAGUUGCUGACUUCUGACUCUCCUCCCCAUAAUGACAUUAUGACACCAGUUGAUCCUGCGGUAGCCCAACCCAACAGCCGGGUUCUGGGCCAGAAUGUCAUGAUGGGCCCUAGUUCGGUCAUGUCAACCUAUGGCAGCCAGGCGUCUCAUAACAAAAUGAUGAAUCCCAGCUCCCAUACCCACCCUGGACACACUCAGCAGCCAUCUGCAGUUAACGGGCGUGCCCUGUCCCACACAGUAAGCACCAUGCCCCACACUUCGGGUAUGAACCGCCUGACCCAAGUGAAGACACCUGUACAAGUGCCUCUGCCUCACUCCAUGCAGAUGAGUGCCCUGGGGGGCUACUCCUCAGUGAGCAGCUGCAAUGGCUAUGGCAGAAUGGGCCUUCUCCACCAGGAGAAGCUCCCAAGUGACUUGGAUGGCAUGUUCAUUGAGCGCUUGGACUGUGAUAUGGAAUCCAUCAUUCGGAAUGACCUCAUGGAUGGAGAUACAUUGGAUUUUAACUUUGACAAUGUGUUGCCCAACCAAAGCUUCCCACACAGUGUCAAGACGACGACACAUAGCUGGGUGUCAGGCUGAGAAUUAGUGAGCAGGUUACACUUAAAAGUACUUCAGAUUGUCUGACAGCAGGAACUGAGAGAAGCAGUCCAAAGAUGUCCUUCACCAACUCCCUUUUAGUUUUCUUGGUUUAAAAUAAAUAAAUAAAUAAAUUAACCUUCCUUUUUUUCUUUCGUCAAACUUGGCAGCAAAGACAUUUUUCCUGUACAGGAUGUUUGCCCAAUGUGUGCAGGUUAUGUGCGGCCGUAGAUAAGGACUGUGCCAUUGGAAAUUUCAUUACAAUGAAGUGCCAAACUCACUACACCAUAUAAUUGCAGAAAAGAUUUUCAGAUCCUGGUGUGCUUUCAAGUUUUGUAUAUAAGCAGUAGAUACAGAUUGUAUUUGUGUGUGUUGUUGGUUUUUUAAAAUAUCCAUUUGGUCCAAGGAAAGUUUAUACUCUUUUUGUAAUACUGUGAUGGUCUCAUGUCUUGAUAAGUUAAAUUUUUGUUUGUACUACCUGUUUUCUGCGGAACUGACGAAUCACAAAGAACUGAAUCUCCAUUGUGCACCUCCACUGAACAGCUUUGGACCUGUUCACGUUGCCACAGAAUUCACAUGAGAACCAAGUAGCCUGUUAUCAAUCUGCUAAAUUAAUAGACUUGUUAAACUUUUUGGGGGGGGGAAAAAAAGAUUAAAUGCCAGCUUUGUACAGGUCUUUUCUAUUUUUUUUUUUUUGGUUUAUUUUGUUAUUUGCAAAUUUGUACAAACAUUUAAAUGGUUCUAAUUUCCAGAUAAAUGAUUUUUGAUGUUAUUGUUGGGACUUAAGAACAUUUUUGGAAUAGAUAUUGAACUGUAAUAAUGUUUUCUUAAAACUAGAGUCUACUUUGUUACAUAGUUGGCUUGUAAAUUUGUGGAACCACAGGUAUUUGGGGCAGCAUUCAUAAUUUUCAUUUUGUAUUUCUAACUGGAUUAGUACUAAUUUUAUACGUGCUUAACUGGUUUGUACACUUUGGGAUGCUACUUGGUGAUGUUUCUGACUAAUCUUAAAUCAUUGUAAUUAGUACUUGCAUACUCAACGUUUCAGGCCCUAUUUGGGCAGGAAAGUGAUGUAUAGUUAUGGAUACUUUGCGUUUCAUAUUUAGGAUAACUUAAUAUGUUUUUAUGUCUGUAUUUUAAAGAAAUUUCAUCUGCUUCUGCUGAACUAUGCGCACUGCAUAGCAUCAAGUCUUCUCUAGAGACCUGUGUAGUCCUGGGAGGCCCCAUAAUGUUUGUAGAUCAGAAAGGGAGAUCUGCAUCUAAAGCAAUCCUCAUUUGUCAAACGAGGGAUUUUGAUCAACUUCACCAUUCUGAGUUGAGCUUCAGCAAAAGUUUACCCUCAUAAUUCUGUGCUCUUGUUUCAGUCCAGGUAGAGGUAGGUUUUGUAGUUUGCCUUGGGGAAUUAUGUCAACAUUUGCACUUCAUCCCAUUCUCCCUUCUGCUCUGCAGAUUAGAUUACUUAGCACACUGUGGAAGUUUAAGUUGAAGGAGGAAAUAUAAAAACGGGACUUGAGUGGUUUGUAGAAUGUGUUUAUAAGUUCAGAUGGGUAGCAGAUGGAGUAGAACUUACUUACAAACUGGGGAGAUUAAUUUGAAGACCAGCAAACCAGCUGUAAGUUGUACCUUGAGAUAAUGUUAAAAGCCUUGGCUUAGGAUUUUGAAAAUGUCUUUAGCCUGUAGCAACCUAAAGUAUAAUUCUUAUCAUCAUGUUUUAGUACUUUCCAACUACAUAUAACUGACACGCCAAAUUAAUUGGCUUUGUGUCCUAUUUAUUCCAUCAGUAUUUUCAAGUCACGUGGAAAGCGCAAAGUCAUCACGAUGAAGAGAACAGGUGCACAGUACUGUUCCUCUUGCAUUCUUGAGAGGGAUCUAAUUUCUGUAUAUAUAGUCCACAUACACUUGCUUUGUCUUGUAUGUUAAUUGCAUCUUCAUUGGCUUGCUAUUUCCUAAAUGUUUCACAAGAACACAAAUGUUCCUGAUAAGAUUUCCUAUAGUAGGCCAGCUGUAUAGUAAGCUUUCCACUGUGAUGUUCAUUGUUUUGAAGAUUCAUUGAACAACCACCACUCUAACCAUUCUCACUGAUGGGCACUCCAAGACACAGCUGGUUUUCGAAACCCGAGUUCCUCUAAGCACAGCCUCCCAGGUAUGUAAUUGAACUUGGUGCCAAAGUACUUGUGUUCUCAUUUCUGUUAGUGCAUACUGUCACUUUUCCUCCCAUGCCAUUAUUGCACCAUUAUACAAGGAACCUCAGAGCCCCCAUUUGUUCAUUAAAGAGGCAACUGCAGCUAAAAAUCACUGUUAAAAUCUUACUGCUUCAUAGAGUAGCUCUUAGGAAAAUAUUUCUUCCUUCUGAGUCUGUGUAAUUAUACCUCCCCAACCCGCCAUUUUGUAUUGAAAUCCUGACAUGAAUCAUGGGUAGCUCUCCGAGAACAGUGAAGUCCAGGGAAAAGCAUCUGGUCUGUCUGGAAAGCAAACAUUAUGUGGCCUCUGGUAGCUUUUUUCCUGUAAGAAUACUGACUUUCUGGAGUGAUGAGUAUAUAUCAGUUAUUGUACAUGAUUGCUUUGUGAAACGUGCAAAUGAUAUCACCUAUGCAGCCUUGUUUGAUUUAUUUUCUCUGGUUUGUACUGUUAUUAAAAGCAUAUUAUAUUAUAGAGCUAUCCAGAUAUUUUAAAUAUAAAGAUGUUUUUUUUUCCAUAAUAUAGACGUAUGGAAUAUAUUUAGGUAAUAGAUGUAUUACUUGGAAAGUUUUGCUUUGACAAACUGACAAAGUCUAAAUUAAUGAGCAAAUGUUGUAUCCCAGUGAGCAGUAAGUCAAUGGAACAUCCCAAGAGGAGGAUAAGGACACUUAAAAUGGAAAUCAUUCUCCAGCGAUAUACACUUUGGACUUGUUAACUGCUGAAUAUAUACUUCCAAUACCCCAGCCCUCCCCAACUCAAAAUUCUUAUGUUCAAGCUCUUAAGAGUUUCUUAAUUUAUAACUAAUUUUAAAAGAGAAGUUUUUUUUUUUUUUGUGGUUUUAGUUUGGGCGUAAUCAUUCAUUUAAAAAAUGCAUUGUGGUUUAUGUGAACAGACCAGCCUGGCAUUACAGUUGGCCUCUCCUUUAGGUGGGCACAACCUGGCAGUAUGGCCAGGGAUGGCCACGUGAGUCCCAUCAGGGCAUAGUCAUGCCUCCUGCAUUUCGCUACCCGAGUUUAGUAACAGUGCAGAUUCCAUGUUCCUGUUCCGAUACUCUCUGAGAAGUGCCUGAUGAUGUUGAUGUACUUACAGACACAAGAACAAUCUUUGCUAUAAUUGUAUAAAGCCAUAAAUGUACAUAAAUUAUGUUUAAGUGGC
Messenger RNA from Saimiri boliviensis boliviensis (Bolivian squirrel monkey), 5722 nucleotides. RefSeq names its product forkhead box O1 (gene FOXO1). Gene Ontology annotation, cellular component: nucleus. Gene Ontology annotation, molecular function: DNA-binding transcription factor activity, RNA polymerase II-specific; RNA polymerase II cis-regulatory region sequence-specific DNA binding. Lineage: Eukaryota; Metazoa; Chordata; Mammalia; Primates; Cebidae. The record is from RefSeq and is a predicted model, not a curated record. Gene Ontology annotation, biological process: insulin receptor signaling pathway; regulation of transcription by RNA polymerase II.